AUGGAGCAGCAAAAUGGAUCAACGAAUGCUUCUGCGAAUAUGUUCUCAAGUAACUGCUGGUUUAAUGCAUUUUCGUCGAACGAAAGCCUGAUUCAAAUCGUCGCUUUCUUCACGAUCCUCGUCCUGUCUUUGGUCGGAAAUAUCAUGAUCCUUUGCGUGGUGUUGAGGAAAAAACUACGAAGAAACAAUGACUUGUUCUUAAUGAACAUGGCUAUUUCUGAUCUUAUCAUUCCCCUCGUAAUCYUACCAAGGGAAAUUACAGUUUAUUACACGAAAGAUUUUGCUUGGCCAAUUGAUGAUGUGUGGGGCGACCUUUCUUGUAAGAUUUACGCCUUCCUUGAGAGCGUUUCCCCAAGUGUGUCUGUYCAAACGCUUAUCUGCAUGACGAUCGAUCGAUUCUAUGCCAUAGUUUUCCCAAUAAAAAUCAAUAUGUUAUCGCCAACAACUCGAAAAAUUAUGAUUUUUUCAACAUGGGCAAUAGCUAGCGUAGUAAACUCUCCUUUCUUAUGCUUCACUCGUGUUAUAGGAGGCGCGCAAGGAGACAAGGAGUGCAUUCUUGAAUGGAGUGACUCGCCGAGCGUAUCCCAACAAGCCAAUAACAUAUAUACCAUCUUUAUUCUGCUUUUUCAUUUUCUUAUUCCUAUGGUAAUGCUAACUUUGCUUUAUUCUAUCAUCUGUGUGAAGCUGAAGGCCAAGAACGAGGCGCAUUCAUCAGACAUGGCUAAAAGAAGGAUGCAAACAGCACGCCGCGUCACCAUCAUGACCAUCAUUAUCRUUGGUCUAUUUGGUUUACUGUGGGGCCCCUUUUUUACUAUCAUGCUUCUGCUUGCAUUUUACUGGAAAUGGAAUCUCCCUCCGAUCUGUUCUUGGCCAAAGAUUAUGCUAACUGUGAGAUUCUUAACAUUUUCGCACGCGGCUGUCAACCCGUUCGUAUGUUUUAUCUUCAUUGAAAAAUAUCGACGACAGAUAACCGUGGCUGUAGAAAAAGCUAGAGGUUUAACGGCUAAUUUUAUAGAAAUGAAAAGAAUCGUAGUACGAACUUCACAGUCGUUUACCCUCACGGAUUUGAAUGAAACUCAAGUAGUUGAUAGAUCUCCAGCCACUUUGCACACAAGUCGUACUGACUGUACCGACCGCUACUGA
Messenger RNA from Actinia tenebrosa (Australian red waratah sea anemone), 1143 nucleotides. RefSeq names its product neuropeptide receptor 22-like. Gene Ontology annotation, cellular component: membrane. Gene Ontology annotation, molecular function: G protein-coupled receptor activity. The record is from RefSeq and is a predicted model, not a curated record. NCBI's taxonomy places the organism in Eukaryota, Metazoa, Cnidaria, Anthozoa, Actiniaria, Actiniidae. Gene Ontology annotation, biological process: G protein-coupled receptor signaling pathway.